AUGGGCUUUCUGCGACAUAGUACGGAUUCUCCACUUCCGUUUAGACAAGGAGAAGAACUUGUUUACUACCACCAGCAUAGUUUGGGUUCCUUUUUAAUUCCCCAGUCACAAGACAAGACCCAUUACAAAACAAGUAGUAUAUCUCACAAGCUCAUUAUGUCCAACUCCAUAACCCAUCAAAACCAAUUUGAGAACCAAGACCUCGAUGCUUAUGGCUCUUCCUUAAGGAGCAACAAUGCAUUUCCUGAAGCCCUGGGAGCAUUUCCAAGCAUUCAAUCUAUUGGAGAUAGAAUAACAAGAUCAGUGCACCUUGUGCAAGCUCCUGUAAUAGCUGCUGAGGGCUCUGAGAUCAGCCACACAAGGCAUUUGAUGGAUCUUCUUGGAGCAGCUAAUGAGAGCAAUCACCAACCUCAAGGCCUCUCCCUUUCUUUGGGCUCUCACAUGCUUGUUCCUUCUGAUGAAUACAAGCAUCGAUCCUUAAAUCCGGGUCUCAUUAACCCCAAUUACUUCAUGUCUGGACAAGAGGCACGGGAAGCUUGUAAUCCAGCAGUGGAGCAUCUAACUAGUGACUACUUUUUCACCAGUGGCACUUUUGCUUCUUCUUCUACCUCAUUGAACCGUUCUCUUUCCACCUCUUAUGGAGCAGAUUCUUUUGCUGCUGUCAUUGGGAACUCAAGAUACCUCAAACCAGCACAGUCCCUUCUUCAAGAUCUUGUUGAUAUUGGCGGAAACAUGGUUGAUAGCAUCAAUGAAAAAUAUGGGGAGAAGUUAUUUCAUGGGAGUAGAACACUCUCCUCAGAGUUAAAAGCAGAGUUGCGGAAUAAUGGACCUUUAUUGGCUGACAAACAUGAACAUCAAAUGAAAAUUGCAAAGUUGAUUACUUUGUUGGAUGAGGUUGAGGGCAGAUAUGAGAAAUAUUACCAUCAAAUGGAAGAAGUGGUGUCAUCAUUUGAAAUGAUAACAGGUCUGGGAGCUGCAAAGUGUUACACUGCUUUGGCACUUCAGGCCAUGUCUAGGCAUUUCUGCAGCUUGAGAGAUUCCAUAUUGUCACAAAUAAAUGUGGAGAAAAGAAAACUCUUUCAGGAUUUGCCUAAAAUCAAUAGCGGAUUAUCUCAACUAAGCUUGUUUGAUAGAGAUUCUAGACAGAGUAGAAUGUCUCUCCAACAUCUUGGGGUGAUCCAAAACCAACGGCAAGUAUGGAGACCCAUCAGAGGGUUGCCUGAGACCUCUGUAGCAAUUCUUCGUUCUUGGCUAUUUGAGCACUUUCUCCACCCUUAUCCUAAUGAUUCUGAAAAGUUAAUGCUGGCAUCCCAGACAGGUUUAACUAAGAACCAAGUCUCAAAUUGGUUCAUAAAUGCUCGGGUACGGCUAUGGAAACCAAUGAUAGAAGAAAUGUACAAAGAAGAGUUCGGAGACUCUUCAGAAGACUCCAACCCGCCUGCUAACAACUACUUGGCGAGGGAAGAUACCACAGAUUGUGUGGAAGAUUGAAUUAAAACCACCAAAGAAAAAAAAAAGAUUGGUUGAUAUUAAUGGGCCUUGAAAUGGUUGCCCCUUUCUCCAAAAUCAGGAGAGAAUCAUUAUGUAACAUAACAAGAUGAGCCAAUAGGACUUCAGGUGAAAUUCUAGUUUUCGAAAAUCAUGACAUGUGUUCUUUAGAUUAGUAACCAGCUAUCAGCC
Gastrolobium bilobum is the source of this 1680-nucleotide messenger RNA. RefSeq names its product BEL1-like homeodomain protein 11. Bases 1 to 1491 code for a protein of 496 amino acids. NCBI's taxonomy places the organism in Eukaryota, Viridiplantae, Streptophyta, Magnoliopsida, Fabales, Fabaceae. The record is from RefSeq and is a predicted model, not a curated record. Gene Ontology annotation, molecular function: DNA-binding transcription factor activity, RNA polymerase II-specific; RNA polymerase II cis-regulatory region sequence-specific DNA binding. The transcript has 5 exons. Gene Ontology annotation, biological process: regulation of transcription by RNA polymerase II.